CUCUGGUGUUAAAGCAACUCCUUAGCGAAGAUGGCAACCGCUUUUGUGCGGACUGCUUUCAAAGAGGUCCUCUUUGGGCCUCUUUGAAUUUAGGAGUUUUUUUAUGCUUGAGAUGCGCUGGAAUUCAUAGACAACUCGGUGUUCAUAUUUCUCGUAUUAAAUCUUGUACUCUUGACAAGUGGACACGCGAACAAAUUGAAUCUUUCAAAAGUAAAGGAGGUAAUAAAGUAGUUAACUCUGCAUACGAGGCCACCUUGGACAAUUCUUUUCUGCGCCCAACUACUGAGAAAGAAAUUGAACUUUUUAUAAAAGCCAAAUACCAAACUAAAACUUACUACAAAGAAGAAACAUUGGAUGAGAAGACAUCUGAAUGUUUAAUAAUUAAUAACGUUGAAGAAGAAACUUUUGGUAGCUUUAUUGGAAGUUCUAAUCAAUUCGAAUUACAAAAGGGACCCGAAAAAUUUCAGGAAACAUCCUUAAAAACCAAAGUAGACGUGAUUGAUUUUAAUGAAAGUAACUUAAAAAAAACCGAAAGUUGUUCAACGUUUGAGUUGGAUAUGAAUAUUAGCGGGUGUUCUCAUAAACAACAGGACUUACCUCAAAUCGUUCCACUAGAAAAGAAAGAUUCCUCUUUCAUAGUAACUGGAGCCUUCAAUAUGGGUAAAGCUGACGAGCGUUCGAGCGGCGGUAGAGAAGAAUUUUUACUUCAAGGCAUAAACUUCGCUAAAAAAGACCAGCUCCUAUUUAACGCCGAUGAUUUUAAAGACGUCGCUUCCGCGGGCCGCUGCGAGGAAAAAAAAUUCCAGCAUAGUAAUCUUCUUGAAGAUGAUUUUUUCCAGCAAAACUUGGAACAAGAGACAAAAGGAUUUCUUGAACAAGAGCAGCAAAGUUUCUCAAAAGACGGAAUAUUAUCGCUGUUUGACGGGAAAUCCAGUUAUUCUUACGGGCAAAACAUAUCCUGCUUGCGUUCUUCAGCCAUUAUUCCUGAAAGAAAGCCUCAAGAGCUGGACUUCCAGAGCCUUCUUCCAGCCGUUCAAGAACCUUCUUAUAAAACUUCUUCGAAUUUGCAACAGAGUGAUAAAAAAAGAUCCACUUACGACGAGCAUUUUGCCAAUCUCCUUCCGAAAAAUUUUUCAACUAAUAUUUGUUAA
Molecule: messenger RNA, 1151 nt
Organism: Zophobas morio
Lineage: Eukaryota; Metazoa; Arthropoda; Insecta; Coleoptera; Tenebrionidae
Exons: 13
Coding region: 558-1151 (197 amino acids)
Source: RefSeq, a predicted model, not a curated record